AGAAACGUCGGCUGUCGAUGUGUGUCGGCUGCGGCUCGCAGAUCCACGAUCAGUUUAUCCUGCGCGUCGCUCCCGACCUCGAGUGGCACGCCGCCUGCCUCAAGUGCGCCGACUGCCACCAGUUCCUCGACGAAACGUGCACUUGUUUCGUGCGCGACGGCAAGACUUACUGCAAACGCGACUACAUCCGGCUGUUCGGAACAAAGUGUUCGAAAUGUGCGCUCGGCUUUCAGAAGAAUGACUUCGUCAUGCGAGCGCGCAACAAGAUCUACCACGUCGACUGCUUCCGCUGCGUCGCCUGCAGUCGGCAGCUGAUUCCUGGUGACGAGUUUGCGCUCAGAGAGGAUGGCUUGUUCUGCAAGGCCGACCACGACGUCGUCGAGCGAGCGCAGGCGGGCGACGCUAGCGCUCUCAGCCCCGCGUCCGACAGCAGAUGCUCGCUGACGCCGCUAGGUGAUGAAUACGUGAGUGACGAUACAACUAGUCCGAAGAUAAGAAAAAAGAAAAGAAGUCACCACACUGGAAACGGUCACGCGCCCGACCCUCUCCACAACAACAACAACAACAACCACUCGCACACUAACUCGAACGGGCACGGCGGCGGGCGACGCGGCGGUCACGGCAAGCCGGAGAAGACGACGCGCGUGCGCACGGUGCUCAACGAAAAGCAGCUUCACACGCUGCGCACCUGCUACAACGCCAACCCGCGCCCGGACGCGCUCAUGAAGGAGCAACUCACCGAGAUGACGCAACUCAGUCCGCGCGUCAUCCGCGUCUGGUUCCAGAACAAGCGCUGCAAGGAUAAAAAGCGCCAAAUACUCAUGAAGUCGCUGCAGGAUCAGAAAGGACAGGACGGGCGCCGCUUGGCUGCGCUCGGGUCGAUGCAGGGCGUGCCGAUGGUCGCCUCUAGUCCCGUAAGACAUGAAAGCAGUCUGCAGGCGAACCCGAUAGACGUACAGCAGUACCAGCAGCCGCCGUGGCAGGCGCUCAGCGAGUUCGCUAUGAAGAGCGACCUCGACCAGAGUCAGCCGCCCUUCCAGCAGCUGAUGCACGGCUUCGGCGACGAGCACCACAAUCGUACAUGA
Messenger RNA from Priapulus caudatus, 1085 nucleotides. Its product is annotated as insulin gene enhancer protein ISL-1-like. The transcript is spliced from 6 exons. Gene Ontology annotation, molecular function: cis-regulatory region sequence-specific DNA binding; DNA-binding transcription factor activity, RNA polymerase II-specific. Gene Ontology annotation, cellular component: nucleus. NCBI's taxonomy places the organism in Eukaryota, Metazoa, Priapulida, Priapulimorpha, Priapulimorphida, Priapulidae. Gene Ontology annotation, biological process: axonogenesis; positive regulation of transcription by RNA polymerase II; neuron fate specification. The record is from RefSeq and is a predicted model, not a curated record. The annotation marks the transcript as partial.